CUCUGCCUCCCGAGUGCGGGGAUUAAAGGCAUGUGCCACCACCACCCGGCUAAACUAGCUGUAUUUCUAAUAAUCUCAGUUGGAAGACCAGUUUCCACCUAGGUGGAGCUCUGUUAAGUUCAAUCAGUAGAUUUCUUCUUGAGACUAUCCUUUGUGGGUAGUCACCCAGGGCUGCACAUCCCUGCUUUGUUCCUGUUAAAAUGGCAUAUAGCUCCAUGGAUCCUUUUCCUGGUUCUUAUGACACUUGCCUCUCUCUCACUUCCUUCCUACCCUUCUCUCCAUUGACAUACUUGCUAUAUGCUACUUCCUGUAGUCAGUGACACUCUCACUAGACCUCUGUCCCUAACAUCAUGUGUCAGUGUCCCCUAUGCUGAGCCCAAGGUUCCAUGUCAUUUAGCUUGUUUUCCUGAACAACCUGUGGUAUGCUAAUCUUCAGAGGAAGCCAUCCUUUCCUGCACCUCAGCCCAUCCUUCUGUCUUCUCUUUCUUAGCUGUGUUGCUCUUGUCUCUGAAACAGACCUGGUCCAAUGGUCUAGCAUAGGGCUUCCUCAGCAUUGGGGUUGGCCUUUUCCGCUGUCUCAAUCCAUAUAAUUCCUUUGUGUUCUCUGUCUCUGUCUCUCUCUCAACAGGGUGUCAUUAUUUAUAAACUAGCAUAGAAGUUGCUAUACAGCCUAGGCUGGUUUUAAACUCAUAAUUCUCCUACCUCAUCCUCCCAGAUGCUGGAGUACAGUUGUAUGCUACCAUUCCCAGGUUUCACAGUGUUUUUUCACUUUGUUUUUACUAAUGAAAUCUCCUUUGUGAGACCAUUGCUAGCACUCUAGUCUCUAGAGCACAAGCCAGAACUCCUAGACAACCUGAGAUUACAGACCUGGGAAAGUCCAGGCAGACUAAAGAUUCAGUGACACAAAUGCUUGGGGUCUUGCCUGCUCCCAUUAUCAUAAGAGGCUCUCUGGACUACUCUCAUCUACAGUGCAAGCCUGUCUCUCUAAGAAGCCUUAGCCCAUCACCAUGACAAGAUUCUGGAUUCCAGUGCUGCUUUCCAUUUGGCUCUAUCCUAGGGGCAAGCUGUGUCUGCCAAAUCUGCAGCUGUGGACACUGGACAAUCAUCCAUAGGCCUAAAAGCUGCUCUUACCAGGGUCCUUAUAGAAAAAUAACUAUGCCUUGGCAAGAGGAGCAUUCCCCAUCAACAGGGUUUGUCAGACUCCAGUGUUCACUCUACUGGGAGCCUACAUUCUGAUUGGUUGACACAUGCUACAGAAAUGUGGGUCCCUGAGAGAGUAGCUUAGCAAAUUCAGUUUUCUCUCUUGUUACCAGUGUGGGAUAUACUGAGGAAGAGGGCAGAAGACAGGCAGCUGGCAGGUUUUUGGUUACUAACAGAAACUGAAGACAUCAGUCUGCUGCCAGAACAAUUCCCAGCUCUACCUGGCCCCUAGGUCAAAUUUAGAGCAUGGAUAAUGUCAUGCACCUUAACAAGUAUGAAGAGGAAAAUGAAGGAAAAGAAAAUCCCCAAACACAGCCUUACUUGUUCAAACAUGACACCAGUGGACUUCCAUAGUCAGGGAAGGAAGAUCUAUCACUAAUCUACCAUGAGUGUUAAGAGCUGGAAGAUCAGGGUUAUGCCUGCAGGCAAAGAGGGGGUUCAUGACAAGACCCUUGCAGUUGGGAUUUGAGGGGCAAGAGUUGCUUACACAGUUGAGGAAGAUGCUCAAAGAUACUCCAAUGAGGAUUCCUAUAGGGAUGGCCUCAAAGGAGACUAUACUUACCUAUAUGAGCAGUAGUCAUUCAAUUGUCCCUGUCUUGUUUCAAAAGCUGUGAUUCUUUUUCGUGACUCAAAGACUUAAGCCACAUGAAAAAUGUAGAGCCCGAGCUCAGGUAUAGGGAUGAUAAUGUCACUGCUGACCUGAAGGUUCAUGCCCUAUAUAGUCCCAUCUCUAGGAGCAGGCUCUCAGUGGAUGAGUUGCAUGCUCUGUGGAGUUGUUGCUUUCCACAACAGACUAUACUGGAAGGUAUAUAGAAGCUAUUGCUACUAUGAUCCAAGGGAAGCCAAGUAUGGUGAAUGAAGACCAUCCUUGUGUCUGCUAUUAUUACCUAGAGGGGUGUAUGGAACCUUAAAAUAUAAAUGUUACCUAUAAUCACCCUGUACCUGUAGACCCAGCACUAAGUGGUGGCAGAAUUAGAUUAAAGGAGUGACAGUUCAGUGUCUCAGCUAAAUGGUUGACACUAUUUACUCAAACCAUCAACAAGCUUGCUUUCUUUGAGCCUCAGACCACUGCUCACUUGUUCACACUGCCAUUUCUCAGAAGCCCAAUUACAUAGGAUACAUGGGGUUUCCUGUGAAUGUGAAGACAAGGAUGGUGCUGGCUUCAGAUGUAGCUGGUUCUAACAGUCCAUACAAGGCUACCUUGGUAUCUACCAGCUCUACUCACCAUGCUGGGCUUCUUUGUUUCAACUCUUUCCACCUCUCUAACACUGCCCUAGACCAUGUAUUAGGGUCACUCACUGGACAGGAGGCCUUCCUCGGAUAAUCACUACAAUCAAAAUGGGACCAUGUAUUCUGUCUUACUUACCACAAGAGUAAGCACACCACUAGGUGCUUCUUAAACAGGAAGACUGCUGGAGAGACAAAGAGCCUUAUUGUUUAGAGUUCACAUCGGAUAGGCUUACCUGCCUUUGCAUUUUAUAGCCUUCUGGCAUUCUGUCCCUCCUGAAAUAUCUAAGCUAUCUGUCCACUCUGGUCAGACAUUAACCACAAGCAAACCCAAGGAAUCUGUGACUGUCCCUGUGAGAGGAAAUACAAGUCUACUAGGGGAGUACAUGUAAAACAGAACAUGCUGCAACCCACACUUAAAGUUCCUACCAACCUUCUACUCCCACAAGAGAUAUGCCAUGACUUUGUGCCCUCAGCAGCUAAAAUGUGUUAUCUUACCAGAUUUCAGAAUUUCAAGAAAAACACAGGAGGAGACUGGUGGCCUUCUAUCGAGAAAAGAUUUCUCAGUUGGAGGAGUCCCUCAGAAAGUCAGUGCUACAAAUCAAGCGACUACAAAGCAAAGCCAAAUGGGUAUCUCUUGCUGCCACCCAACUCUUCACUUCCUGACAGAAUAGAAUCAAUGGAAAUUGACCUGACUCCUCCAGCAAGAAAGCCUGAAAUGGCAGCAGGCCCUUCAAGAAUCUCUCUGAUUAGUCCACCUCAGGAUGGACGCAUGGUAUGUUUUAUUCCCUCCACAGGCAGUGUCUCCUGCCGGGGAUCCCAGCAUCUCAGCUUGACACCCAGCCAUGCAAGCAUGACAAAGGCUAUCAGAGUCCCACCAUUGCAGAUGCCCUACAAGGAACUAUCACCAGCUCCAGCAUCACAGCUAUCCAGCAGAGCAGCACAAGGGCCUUCCCCCAGCCUUAGUAGUUCAUGGACUGGACUACCCCGACAGCCCAUCAGCAUCUCGGGCCUGCUGCAGAGGCAGUGUGCAGGGUCAGCAUCCCCUGGGGGGAUGGACAGUGAAAAGAUGAGCCCAUUCCUGCCCUCCACACCUGCAAAUCUACGCUCUGCAGCCAGCCCCUGGCAUGUAUGUGUUCCUCGGUAAAUGUCACUGUACAGUUCAUUCUAGAGAGAUAGUGUAACUAAAUAAAGUAGCUUUCUGGUAAAGUAGCAUCUGGA
Messenger RNA from Peromyscus leucopus (white-footed mouse), 3648 nucleotides. It is a transcript of the gene Rnf212, whose product is annotated as ring finger protein 212. The coding region runs from base 2828 to 3574 and encodes 248 amino acids. The transcript has 8 exons. Gene Ontology annotation, biological process: homologous chromosome pairing at meiosis; protein sumoylation; reciprocal meiotic recombination. Gene Ontology annotation, cellular component: synaptonemal complex. The record is from RefSeq and is a predicted model, not a curated record. NCBI's taxonomy places the organism in Eukaryota, Metazoa, Chordata, Mammalia, Rodentia, Cricetidae. Gene Ontology annotation, molecular function: SUMO transferase activity.